CUUUAUAAUUCUCUACAGGGAGUGUGAGUGCUCUCAUCCUAGCUAACUGACAGUGAAAAAGUUUUUUUACAGAGGUCCUAUUGGUGGAUACUUUUACAGGGCACAUUUAUGGGGCGUAAGUAAGCAUAUUCAACAAGAGCUAAAAACUUGCCGAAAUCAUUUGUAGAAAAGAUAGCUUAACAUUAGAAGUCUAGUGUCAUCACUAUCCAAGGACAUGGUCUUGCCGGGAACAGGAUUACCACGGUAUAGACUGUGAUGGAUAGCAACCUAAGUGGAGACGCCACCACUGGAUCUGCAAUUUCACUGGAGAUAAGCAUCAUGGGAAGGUUCCUGUUUUGGGUCUCUCUGUAGGACUGAGCCUAUGAGUGAGCCACUAUGGGGGACUGGAACUUGUUGGGCAAGCUGUUGGAGAGUGCCCAGGAGCACUCCACCGUAGUGGGCAAGGUCUGGCUGACCGUGCUCUUCAUCUUCAGGAUCCUGGUGUUGGGAGCUGCAGCUGAGAAGGUGUGGGGUGACGAGCAGUCUGGCUUCACCUGUGACACCAAGCAGCCUGGUUGUCAGAAUGUCUGCUAUGAUAAGACUUUCCCCAUCUCUCACAUCCGCUUCUGGGUGUUGCAGAUCAUCUUCGUGUCCACGCCCACUCUGAUCUACCUGGGCCACAUCCUGCACCUGGUGCGCAUGGAGGAGAAACAGAAGCAGAAGGAGAAAGACUUGGCUGCGCAGCUGGCCAUCCACAAUGACAAGCAGCAGCUGCUGCCUGACGCCAAACCCAAGAAGCCCCCAGUCCGGGACGAUCAGGGCCGCAUCCGCCUGCGAGGGGUCCUGCUUCGCACCUAUGUCUUCAACAUCAUCUUCAAGACCCUGUUUGAGGUGGGAUUUAUCGUAGCCCAGUACCUGCUCUAUGGGUUUGAGCUGAAGCCACUGUACACCUGUAACCGCUCACCCUGCCCCAACGUGGUGAACUGCUACAUUUCCAGGCCCACAGAAAAGACCAUCUUCAUCCUUUUCAUGCUGGCAGUGGCGUUCAUCUCGCUGCUACUGAACCUAGUCGAGAUGUAUCACCUGGGGUUCACCAAGUGCCGCCAGGGCCUCCGGUAUAGACGUGCCCAGUCCACAUUUGAGGCAGGGUACAAGGUCCCCAGCGAGGCAGUAGUGCCCUUUGUCCCGAACUAUAACUACUUCCCCAGGCACCAACCAGCCCCUGAGCCAUACCAUGCAGACGAGUACAUCUUGACUGAGCCUGACACUGCCUACCACCCCUACAGCAGCAAAGUGGCUUACAAGCAGAACAGAGAUAACCUGGCCGUAGAGAGGAACAGUAACCCAGAAGGGGGUGACACCACAGAAAAUAAAGGUUCCAGUUCUGCUCCAGGGUCGCCUGCAGAGAACCAACGGCGUCCGAGUCGAUCCAGCAAGCACAGCAAUAAUAAGACCAGACUAGACGAUCUAAAGAUCUGAAGGACAGUUAUGGCUUAUUUUCACCACAGGGUUUUAUACAGUGGCUUGGCCUACAGAUCUAAACGUUUGUGUUUCCACCUGAGGUGGCGGGGAAAAAAAUAGUUGGGCCUUGGACCUAAUCUGACUUGGGGCCAGACUUGGGACGAGAGUGGGACUGUCGGAGAUGCAUUAAAGCUGGAAUUCUUAAUGGUGAAACUGCCACGGCUGUUUGCAAUAUUACAACAAAGAAGUUACUGCAAACAAAAACGUUUUUUCCCCUUCUGACAUCAUUGCACACAUGAUAGCACAUCAGCAUAUGUAUUGGAAUGUUUUGGACAAUUUCCCUAGUAUAAAACCAAGGUGUAUACACAACACAGGUAUCAGUCAAAAUGCAGCAUUCACCUAUUUCCACACCCUAAACAUCACCCUGUACCAAAGUAGAGUAGAGGUUUAGGUUCAUUUUGUUUACUUGCUCGAGAUAAACAUUUUACUCCUGAAAACAGAACUUCUCCAACUGAAAAACAUCAGAUGUUUGAGGCAUUGACGCAAUGCUGUGUCCUAUGUGCAGUGCUACAAACAGAGGUGGGCUCAUGUUCUACUUUAGUUGUUACUGUACAGAGCAAUCCCGUGGCCAGCAGACAAGACCCAAGUACGGGGUAAAAUGUACUCCCUGGACAAGUGCCAUAUCUCUAUCUGUCUCGGGAGUCUGUAUGCAAAGAGGCCAAUCGAACUCCAAAGCUUCAUUAAUUAGUUAGGGCAUAAAUAAUAGCAACAGUUGGGAGGUUUUCUCCCAUUAGCCAAACAUUUGCCACGUAGAGUAUAAUAUUUCAAAGUGUUCAAGGCAAGUUGUUUUAUGAACCCAUAUCAUGCUGAUUAUUCUGACUGGGAAUAAUGACAAAGCAAAUGCUUGUCCGUUUCAUAUCACUGUGUAAUCCUUUGGCAGACCACAUACCAGAAAGAGUUUAAAUGCAGAACGCAUUUCAUUGAUUUAACAACCAUGAAUAAUGAAUUGUAUUUUUAUGAAAGAAUUUGUACAAGACAUUCUCAAUUCUAUAUGCAUCCUUUAAUUAUAAAGACAGAAAAUAAACAUAGUACAUAUUCAACUUUUCUCAAGACAUUCACGACUGAAAAUGCAUUAAAACAUACUAUUUUGUCAAGACAAUACAAUCUAAGCAGGAUUAAAAUGAAGUAAAUAAAAAAACUAUUCUAUCACGAUGUUAGGCUUAUUUUGUUUAAUGAAUGUUUAUGAUUGUUACAAUAAGAAAUGAUUAAAUGAGGGGCAAUAUACACUACAUGUCCAAAAGUAUGUGCACUCUUCCAGGAAGGCUUUCCACUAGAUUUUGGAACAUUGCUGCAGGGACUUGCUUCCAUUCAGCCACAAGAGCAUUAGUGAGGUCGGGCAAUGAUGUUGGGCGAUUAGGCCUGGCUCGUAGUCGGUGUCUGCCACAAAGUUGGAAGCACAGAAUCGUCUAGAACGUCAUUGUAUGCUGUAGCAUCUGCUAAAUGACUUAAAUGUAGCAUUAAGAUUUCCCUUCACUGGAACUAAGGGGCCUAUUCCGAACCACGAAAAACAGCCUCAGACUAUUUUUUACUCCUCCACCAAAGUUUACAGUUAGUACUACGCAUUCAGGGAGGUAGCGUUCGAGGCAUCCACCAAACCCAGACUUGUCCAUCAGACUGCAAGGUGGUGAGUCCAAUGGCUGCAAGCUUUACAUCACUCCAGCCGACGCUCAGUAUUGCGGAUGGUGAUCUUAGGCUUGUGUGCAGCUGCUUGGCCAUGGAAACCCAUUUCAUGAAGCUACUGACAAACAGUUAUUGUGCUGAUGUUGCU
Molecule: messenger RNA, 3268 nt
Organism: Oncorhynchus gorbuscha (pink salmon)
Lineage: Eukaryota; Metazoa; Chordata; Actinopteri; Salmoniformes; Salmonidae
Product: gap junction alpha-3 protein-like
Exons: 2
Coding region: 376-1458 (360 amino acids)
Biological process (GO): cell communication
Cellular component (GO): connexin complex
Source: RefSeq, a predicted model, not a curated record